GGCUCCACCCUAUCCACAACACAACCAUAAGAAUUUGUGUGUACUGGUAUGACUGGAAUAUUGUGAAAACAACUGUGUGGGAGUGUGUCUUUGAGAAUAACUGGGGCCAUAUGAUUCUGUCUAUGGUUGUCUGACCAUGUGAGGUUGAUCGAGUGAUUGAGGUGUGAUUGUGAAUGUGUAGCUAUGGGUAUGAGUACGAAUGUCCGUCAUUGGAUGCCACUGAGGAUUCUUGGCUGCCCUUAUUCAGGCACUAUACCUUCAGUCCCUACAUCAUGCGCUACCCCUCUCCCCACCUUGUCUGGCCAGGGCUUAGGAGCCCUUGGGAAAUGGCUGUCCUAAAAGAGGAAGGGGUGUUUGGCACAGGGGUCUGUGGCAAUGAGGGCCAAAGAGUGUCAUAGGAUGAGCAAUACGUCUUCACCUGCCUCUGACUCACCUGAUGCCCCAGAUAAAAGGCAUCCAGAUAAAAGGUACGGGAGAAGGAGGAGAGAGAAAGAAGUAUCCAGGCUGAGCAGCAUGAAGGGGCCCUCACUCACCAUCAGCCUUCUGCUGCUAUUGCUGCUUCUGAUCCCAGACCUUGGGGCAGUAGUGCUACUGCAACCCAGUGCUACCUGCUGUACUCAGCUCUACCGACAGCCACUCUCGAAAAAGCUAUUGAGGAGGGUCACCCGGGUGGAACUGCAGGAGGCUGAUGGGGACUGUCACCUCCAGGCUUUCAUUCUUCACCUGUCUCAACGCAGCGUCUGUAUCCACCCCCAGAACCGCAGCCUGGCUCGGUGGUUUGAGCGCCAAGGGAGGAGGCCCCAGGGGACUCUGCCAAACCUGAAUUUUGAGCUGAUAAGGAAAAUGGGCCAGGACCCACAACAGCCAAAAGAAUAAAGCAGUAUUGAACAA
Miniopterus natalensis is the source of this 891-nucleotide messenger RNA. RefSeq names its product C-C motif chemokine ligand 27 (gene CCL27). Gene Ontology annotation, cellular component: extracellular region. The record is from RefSeq and is a predicted model, not a curated record. Gene Ontology annotation, biological process: immune response. Gene Ontology annotation, molecular function: chemokine activity. Lineage: Eukaryota; Metazoa; Chordata; Mammalia; Chiroptera; Miniopteridae.